AUGAACUACAAGAUCCUGUGUUUCUUGGUUCCAGUCACGGUGUUUUUUAACCUCAGCGACGCGGAAACCAGCAUGUCUGAUUUCGCAAACUGUACACUUACGGAGUACCUUUGUGACGCGCGCAAGUGCACCACACAAUUCAUCAAAAGCGUUCAAAAUGACCCCGAAGGAGACUGUGGGUAAGUAUGUUUGAUUUAACACCAGUUAGAAACGUUUCUUAAGCCGAGGUCAGAUAUAGAUUGAGAGCUAUCUUUAAACGCCCUAAAUCAGUUCUUGAAAAUUGAAUUUAAAAAAACUGGCCUAAUGCGAAGGUUCAAUAAAUUGGUAUGCACAAAAGCUGAAGUGACUGUUCUUAAUCAGUUUAUGCAAAAAAAAAAUAUUUUAAUGGUAUGCCUUUUGACAAUGGGUAAUUUUCAUACGUCACCUUGGAAAAUACCAUAAUAUUCUUUUAUAUCCAGAUUUGGGUGAUUCUUCCAACUUCCUUCGUACCACGAGCAGACGUGCUAAGUGCUGAAAGUUCUCGACACUGUUCUUGCUUUCUACUUUUAUAAACAGAACCAGCGAUGGAGUGGCGUUAGCUAAAAUGUAGUUAAGUCUCUGUAAGGUUUUAGAUGCAGAGGUCUGUUUCUCAAGGGCACAUAGAGAUACGUCAGAGGAUUUUGGUUGUCACGAUAACAUUUUACCUGACUCCCCCAUAAGUGUCAUAAAUAUUUUUGUGAUUCACCCCUUCCCUCACUGACAGUUAAUUGCAGUCAAUUAUUCUAGGUCCCCACAAUACUCUAUACUCUGUCGGCGAUAACUGAUCUCCCUCCGUCCCCCCCUAAAAACCAUGUGCCACCUCCCCCCCAAAAAAAAAAAAAAAAAAAAAAAAAAAAAACCUUCACCCACCCUCCUCCUCCUCAGGCGAUAAGUAAGUAAUUACUGAAUUUUGGUUAACCUCUGCGCAUGCUCAACUGACUUUUGUUUCCUUCUUACUGUACCUAGAGUCCAGUACAACAAAACCUUCGACUGUGUCAUCAUGUCAAACAAGCUAUGCGGCAGGGUUUUUCCGAGUGACUCAUUCAACAGGACGAUUGAUGAUAGUUUACGUGAAGGCAUCAAAGAGGAAUAUAUAUGUAACGAUGCAUUUUUGGGUGAAUUUCUCGUUCCCAUGGAGCUGCGUAGUGACCCAUUUUGCUCAGAUGUGUUCUUUAACAACACACAAGCAUGUUUGAAAACUUUUCAUGAAAAAUUUAUGGCUGACAGAUCGGACACCACUCUGUGCGAGUAAGUAGUAAUUUUGUAACGAGUAAUUGAGUCUCGGUCACUAAAGGGACCGGUCACUUUCACUGCCUUGGAAGUCAAAUUUUUUUCUUCAUCGCCUUAGCAGUCUAUUUUCUAAAAUUCUCUCCCCCUUUAUACUCUGUCAGCGACAACUCAUUCUCCUCCGAUCUACCUGAAAAACUUGUGAUGUCCCAUAAAUCCGUCACACCCAUCCCUUUCCCCCACGAUGAAUAAUGACCGGUCCCUGAAGAGCGUUCAUUGGCUGUUUAUCAAAGAAAAAGUGCACCCAGAAAGUUUGACAACGGUCGAAUACGGACCUUUUUUUUUUUGCCUAAUUUUUUGGUUAGACAUUUUCAAAAAGGGAAAGAGGAUUGUUUCAAAGCUUGCUGAAAAUUUAGGGUCAACUCUAAAUCAAAGAGGCGAAUGCUCUCAUCUCUAUGCCAGUUUCAGCAUGGUUUUUAGUUAGGGACAGGUGAGGGACGGAGAAGUUUUGGAGAUUUUGUUUAUGUUACGAUAAAAUCUACCUUAUCACACCUUCCCCCUUCCCAUUAGGCUCUGCAGUAUCUCUAUGCCUCCUCACUCCCCCGUGAUUGACAGACAAUUUACAGUCCCCUCUCUAUACUUUGUUGGUGACCACUGAUUCCACCCUCCGUUCCCCCUGAUAACUAUGUGAUUACCCCCCAAAGUCCUCCGACACCCUUCCCACCCUCCCCCGCGAUAAAUAACGAGAGGUUUCUUAUAUGUUUUCUUCUCCUAAUUUCAACAGGGAACAUGCUGAAGCAAAAAAAUGUUGGAUGGAAACCAUUAUGUCCGACUGCAACUUUCCUUCUGAUUUCUUUGAGGCGAUAAAAUUUGAUUUGGUCGACUACAAUCCUUUCUGCGCCAACAAUCGGGAUCCUGGGGCGACCGGAAAUGAUCAGUGCCAUGGCGUGAGGGACAUAAAAAAUCCCUUCAAUAGAAAGGACGACGUCAGUGCAACCGCUGGUACAAAGAUUAAUGCAUCACUGGCUCUGCUUCUUCCUCUUGUGUCAUUUUUGUUCGUACUUAAGGUUUAA
Messenger RNA from Pocillopora meandrina, 2318 nucleotides. NCBI's taxonomy places the organism in Eukaryota, Metazoa, Cnidaria, Anthozoa, Scleractinia, Pocilloporidae. The record is from the annotation of a GenBank genome assembly.